UCAGAUCAUGAAUUUAUCCGCAAGGUCAAAUGGUAGAAGUGCAUAUUGUGGCCUCUUGGAUCUUGGGGUGGGACAGCACUGCGAAUCAAGAACAUGCCAUAUAGACCUUUGAUUGGCCCGGAUAGACCGUGUGCAGCACUUUAAUGUAUGCAACAUUUGCCGAUGUGCAUGAAUCCACAUCCUGCAUACACCCUGUCUUAACUGCUGCAGGCAGAAAAAGCGCCCAGACACGGGGUAGUUUUAAUCAUUGAAUAUCUAAUUACAGUCUGGAUAUGCUUGCCAUAAAUAUUUGCGCUCUGAUAACUGACAAGCAGAUGCAGAGUGGGAGAGAACACACAAACACCUGUCCAUGAAAACAGAAGCCUACUGUUUUGUUGUAUUGAAGUCACACAUGAAAAACAUUAAUUAAACUGCAUUUUAAGAGAGAUUUCUUGAGCCAGCUAAACACAAAUAUAACCUGAUCAUCUGAAAUGUAUCAUGUUUGAUGUCCCUCCCAAAGAGGAGCACUGUGAUGACUCUGGGUCGGGGUAACCCCAAAUACAAGCCUGGGUUCAAUCUUAGUUUCAUUUCAAUGAUCUGCAAAAUACACAACGGUGUUUCAUUAACAGCCGUGGAUAGGACAUCAACGUGCUCCCUGUGGAUCACUUGCAAAUCCUUUGGUUCUUCUGUAGCCUCAAAGCAGUUUUCUUGUACGAUUGAAGUCUUGAUCACAGUGGAGUCAUUUGUCUUCCUCUGAAGGAUCAGAUAUUUCAGACCUGUGCUGAGUGCAGCACAUUAGUUGCAGAAUUGGCCCAGAUGCUUGCACACUUCAGGAGACAGAGCUCAUCAGGCUGAAGAUGAGGAUGAAAAGAUGUGUGAGAUUGUAGGCCAAUAGGAAACUGCACAGAGUGGCUGAUAUCGCGCAUCUGUUUCCAUCUUUGGAUUACAAGAAUAUUUAAAGACUAAAAGAGUGAAUCCAGUAUGGGAACUAACCCAAAAAGGACAGUGACAGUCCAGAUGGUGCCUCAGCUGGCCGUGGUGGACACGCUGGGCAACAAGGAGCCCAACGCCAACUGGACUAAAGAGCCCAACCUCAAACUGUCUCUGACUGCUUCUCCCACUAACACCCUAAAAACAGCUUCCACGGGGGGUGAACCAGUUAGCAGCACUGUGUCAGACAAACCAGCGACUUCUAAUGGAAACAAAACAGAAUCUGAAAAUGGGAAAAGUGGAGAAAAACAGAUACCUGACCCGUCUCUAGGUGGGGGUGAGUCCGGAGACGACCGGAGGGAUUCUAACGCCAAUAUGAAAAUGUUAAGCCCGACUGAUGAGAAGGAUAUCUGUAAGGGCGCUGUGUCGUCUGCUCUUUCGGCGUCAAAGGCCGACAUGCUUACCAAUGACUGCAGAAUAAAAGGGCUAAGUGCGGCUGAGGAGAACUGUGCACAGACGACAUCCUCGACAAAUGCUCCAGCACAAGAGGAAAGAACAAAACAGGUUUCUCCCAAUAAAAACCUCAACAAUACCUGUGAGUUAAGACAUAAUGCAGAAGAACCACAGCAGGAUACAAAAGGGAGUUUACCAGCUCAGAAAAACAAGGACACUGCUGUUCAACAGAAACCUAAAGAGACCGAUCAUCCACAUAGCUGCUCAAAAAGCUCUCUCAGUCCACAGCAGAUGUCUAAAACAAUACAAAACACGGAAACAUCUGUAGCCCCGCUUAGUACAAACAACGAUGCAGAAGCCAGAUUCUCGAACAAGAAUUCCACUGCAACACACUCAGAGAAAGAUUUAACCCCGGCAAAGAAACCACAAGUCUCCUCAGAUAAACAUCAGCAAGUGUCGUCGCAGACAGCCUCCUCUGCUCUGCCUCAGGAUACAAAAAACAUGGCCGCGCUCAGACAGGUGGCCGAAGAAUCAAGCCCGAAAAACCCAGCUGUCUGUGAAGGGCAGCAGCAGCCCUGCAAGCAGUACAGGGAAGCUGCUACGAUGACCUCAUCCCUGUCCCCCACCCCGGUCAAGCAGCGUCAAGAUAUGGAGGUUCAAGCAGUGGCAAAUACGUGCAGUAAGAGUGUGGCCACAAGUCCGAGCUUGCUGCCCUUCAAUGUGGCUCGCAGGCUGAGUGGUAGCGCGAGCGAAGAAGCGCAGACCCUGGCUGUAGUCUAUAACGCUGACGGAAAUGUGGGACUACAUCAUAUGAACAUGAGUAAUGUAUUAGCACUUCCAAACGAUUCCAGGUCAGAGAGAUUCACAGUGGAGGCAGAGAUGUGCCCAAACCAGAACGCGAGUGUGGUCUUUAACUCGGAUGCUUUGUCGGACAAAAGGCUGGAAGCAAAGCCUAAAGACCCUGGGUCAUCUCUCUGCAACACUCAGCCCGUUUAUCAAAUCAACAUUGAACACAGCAACCUCAAGGAACAAGGACAGAUAGGUAACUCCCAGAAUAAAGCAUCUGUAGUAAAAACAGCCUCUGCGGAAGAUCCUUCUCUCAAAGCGGGAGUGCCCCCAGAGACAGUCAGUGCUAUCAAGUCUGGAUCUGCUGACAGAAACAAUGAAGCGCUGUCUCAGGCUGCUGUUUCAACCAAGCCCAACCAGGCCCUGCCAACCACAACAGCAACAACAACAAACACCACAUCAAAGUCAGCACCCGCUAAAAACAAAGCUGGACGUCCUGAGGAAAAGGAUAAAGAUGGAGGUAAAAGCCGGGCGAAGGAGGGGAAAUCAAAACAGAAGAUAAAACCGGAGAAAAAGGAGAAAGAGGAUGACCAGUCAGCGAACGAGAAAGGGAAGAGCGUGCAUGAUGUCGUCUGGGAUGAACAAGGGAUGACUUGGGAGGUGUACGGGGCCUCUGUGGACCCAGAAUCUCUUGGUUUUGCCAUUCAGAGCCACCUGCAGUGCAAAAUCAAGGAGCAAGAGAGGAAACUGGUAGCCCGGACCUCGAUCAGGAAGUCGGUGUCUGGGGUCGACUCGCCGCAAAAAGGCAAGAAGAACAAAAGGAGGCAGCAGAACAUUUUCAGGUCAAUGCUGCGAAAUGUCAGACGGCCCAACUGCUGCGCGCGCCCCCCUCCCUCCUCUGUCCUCGAGUAGCAAAGGCACAGAGGUAAACUACAGUAUGGAACUCCUCCCUUGUUUCCUAGAAGUCAAAAUGUUUCUCCCCCCCCCUUUUUACUUUCCCUCCCCCCUCAGAGAUUGCAAUGCCAAGGGCGAGGAGACCAUCCUUGUACGUAAGUAAACCGGUGAUGUAGCAUAAAGAGUCAAACUAUAUGUGAUGUUUGUGAUCAAAGAAGGUAGAAAAUAGACGUAUAAAAUGUACAACUUAUUUUCUAGAGCUAGAUAUAAAAAGAGAGAGAAAAUACUUUUUUGUAAUAAUCGGCAAUAAUAAUAACGCAUGUAUAUUACAAAGGAAGGUGUAUGACUUUAAAUGAAGCUUAAACCUCUGCAGUGAAAGACACUUAUUAUGGGAUACAUGUACUAUUUACUGUCAGAAUAUUUGAGCGAAUAUAUUAAAAAAAGACAUCUCAUUUCAUUUAUUGUAUUUAGUAUGUUUUUUGAGGUGUUUUUCGGGGGAAUAUAUUUAUAAGAUUGCUGUAUUUUCUUUUGAUGCACCUUUAGUGAGUGAUUAUGUUGUGCAAAAAAGGGACAGUGUGCAUAAAAGCGCUGUUUAAUCUCUGGUUUUCUAUUAAAACAAAGGAAAAACUAA
Messenger RNA from Labrus mixtus (cuckoo wrasse), 3673 nucleotides. RefSeq names its product GPRIN family member 3b (gene gprin3b). Gene Ontology annotation, biological process: neuron projection development. The record is from RefSeq and is a predicted model, not a curated record. Lineage: Eukaryota; Metazoa; Chordata; Actinopteri; Labriformes; Labridae. Gene Ontology annotation, cellular component: plasma membrane. The transcript has 2 exons. Bases 961 to 3060 code for a protein of 699 amino acids.